UGAUUGGUACAAAUUUUUAACGGUGGCAAUAAUAAUUUAGAGCUAGAGACCACGACAUAAAUGUGUAAAAAUCAUUUGGUUUUGUGUGUGUGGUGUUUGUUUCUUUGAAUUUUUAUAUGGUGGAGGGUUUGAUUUACAUCGGAAUGCUUAGAACAACAUGGCUAAUCAUAUUCAUCGCGAGCAUAGAUCGGGUCAUUCCCGAAUUCUCGCCCGUAACUUCCUAUGACCUAAUGAAGUGCACCUACGGCGAACGAGGAUCCCUGACCGCCACCUGUGUAAACGCCACGCCCAGUUUCUUCAAAAACACUCUGUACAAAUUCGAUCACUUGGACGAAACGUUACGCUGCGUCAACUGCACUCUGAAAUCAAUCGAACCGGGCACCUUCGACUUGAACGGCAACCAAAUCAAACACCUCGAUCUAAGAAACAGUCAGAUCGAGUCGAUGAAGCAAAAAGCGUUCAUGGGGCUGAUCUUCGUCGAGACUCUGGAUCUGUCACAGAACAAAAUCAGAUCAGUGUUCCCGGCGACAUUUAUCGGGGUGAAGAAAAUUGCGUCGAUUAAUUUAUCCCACAACGACAUUACGAUUCUCUCCGAAAACGGGUUCCUGGAAUUGGUCAACUUGAAAACGCUGGACGUCAGUUGGAACCAGAUAGAAGUUUUGGACGAGAAGGCCUUUAACGGAUUAAAAAGCCUCGAGCGUCUAGACCUCAGCAAUAAUAAAAUUACAGAGCUGAGAAAUGCGUUCGAGAACUUGACGAGCUUGGAGAGUAUAAACUUGCGCAGCAACAACAUUAAAACUAUCCGGGGCGAGGAAUUUUACAACCUGACGAGUUUGCUCGAAAUCGACCUAUCCCAAAACGACAUAUCGACGCCGCUGUUGCACAUGUCUCCCAACGCCCAACUACGCAGCCUCAAUUUAGCCCACAACCGCAUCGUCCUCCUUUCCCCGACGUUCCUGGAAAUCCGUUCCCUGGAAGAACUGGAUCUGAGUUUCAACAAAAUCACCUCCAUCGCACGGAAGUCUUUCACAAACCUUUUCAACUUACACAGCAUCGACGUUUCUUACAACGAGCUGUGCGAAAUAAAAACCGGAUCGUUCACAGGACUGCCUCAGCUUAGAGUUUUAAAUUGCUCCCACAACGCCAUAACCGACGUGGUAAUCAGUGGGGUGUUUCUGUUGCACAGCCUGCACGCUUUGGACCUCUCGUUUAAUCGAAUCUCAGAUUUGGAUUACACCGCCCUAAUAUCUCGAUUACCGAGACUUUCCUAUCUGCAGCUAGAGCAUAACGCGCUCGCCUGCGACCUGGAGGCGGAAAUGGAGCGGUACUUUCUAGAAGACAAUUUCAAGUUUGUCCUCUAUUCCAACAUACCGGGUGAGCCCAAGUGCGUCGACAAACCGACGACGAAGCACUCCCAUACGGCUUUGGAAUCCGUUCAAGCUCCCGCCUCGGUUACAAAUAGUCAAAUAGCGAUAUUUAUUAUCCUUUCUUUUCUCAUCGUUGCUGUGGCGGGGUUGUUCUACCUUCAGUACAGAAUUUACAGAGAGACGAAGUUGGGCAGGGCCGUGUCUACCGUGCAGCUUUUAGCGACGGACUCUAACAACGAAGAGCAUGUGCGUAUUAAGAUAUAAAAUUGUGAUAAUAAAUUUUUCAUUAUUAGUAGCGAAAUUUUCUUUUCCCGUAGUAGUAAGUAGUAACCAAUGUAAUGUGACUUAAGAUCGCUGGGUAUUUUACAAUUCAAUGAGACCUCUAGCAAAAAAACGUGAAAUAGCAACAUUGUUUGAAUAUGAGUUUCAUGUUUGGAUUGUAUGGGAGGUUUGUGUUACCUUUGUUUGAAAAAUAGUGAUAAAACGAUACUGAUAUUGAUAUCGGUAUAUACGCAUAUCCCCUGUUAUCGCCGGUAAAAAAAUAUUUGUCUGUCCAGUGCAUAAAUGAAACUAUUAAAAAAAUAAAUUU
This is a messenger RNA of Cylas formicarius (sweet potato weevil), 1956 nucleotides long. RefSeq names its product insulin-like growth factor-binding protein complex acid labile subunit. Gene Ontology annotation, cellular component: extracellular matrix. The record is from RefSeq and is a predicted model, not a curated record. NCBI's taxonomy places the organism in Eukaryota, Metazoa, Arthropoda, Insecta, Coleoptera, Brentidae. The transcript is spliced from 2 exons. Gene Ontology annotation, molecular function: protein binding. The coding region runs from base 117 to 1631 and encodes 504 amino acids.